AUGAGAUGGCUGAUGCAGUCCCCACGCAGUCAGCAAACGGCAAGUACGAGUAGUGGGAGAAGUCCCGCGGUACCGUGGAGGAGGGAGAACCACGGAGUGGCGCGCUCGCGCAUCUUCCCCCUCUACCAAACUCAACGGAGUGAUGAAGAAGAGCUGAAGAAAACGGACCAAGCCAAGGAGGACCAACCAGCGGAUUCAACAGCGGAUACAGCGAGUACAACAGCGGAGUUGGACAGCACAGCGGUCAGCGGGGAAUCCAGAGCCGACGGAGCCGAGGUCGAGGAUUUGGAAGGCAUCAACCGCGGGGACGGUGACAAAGUCCGGAGACAGGAAGCCACGUCCAGGAGUUGGAGUGGUGUCAAAGAUUGA
Cotesia congregata is the source of this 369-nucleotide messenger RNA. Lineage: Eukaryota; Metazoa; Arthropoda; Insecta; Hymenoptera; Braconidae. The record is from the annotation of a GenBank genome assembly.